AUGGCAGGUGGAGGAAAGCCCAAGUUCUAUGGAGUAGCCGCCGGACGCAAACCAGGCGUGUAUACAGAUUGGCCGACUACGCAAGCGCAGAUUAGCGGUUUUAGUGGUGCCAAACACAAAAGCUUCAAGACGAAAGAAGAGGCCGAGGCUUUUGUUCGUGGCAUCAGCGCACCCAUCAGUCUACGAGGAGAUCUGUCUGCAUCCAGGUCCCCAUCGGCGACAGAUCAUCUGGACAGGAGCACGGAGGUAUCAGAGAGUGCACCCAAGCGCCAAAAGAAGGAGGAUGCAUCGCCAGCACCCCUCAUAGACAACCAAAACAUCAAGUUCGAGCCUGGCCUCGGCCCCCUCCCGCUCAACGCAGUAGAUGGUUUCGACCCGAGCCUCAAGCUCGACGACAAAACAGGCAACAUCAGAGUCAAGACAGACGAGGAACUUGGGAAAAGGAAGAGACAGCCGACAGGGGAUUUUAAAGGCCCCGUUGUUGUAUACACAGAUGGUGGUUCGCGGGGCAAUGGCAAUGCAGGUGCGAAAGCCGGUUGUGGUGUCUACUUCGGUCCAAGAGAUCCUAGGAACGUCCAAGAACCUCUCAAGGGCGAUGUCCAGACCAACAACCGAGCCGAACUAGUCGCAAUGGCCCGAGCAAUUGACCACGUUCCCAUCGAUCGCGACCUUCACAUCAUCAGCGAUUCAGAAUAUUCCAAAAACUGCCUUACAAGCUGGGUUGCGGGCUGGGAGAGGAAUGGCUGGAGGAACAGCAAGAACAAAGAGGUCGUGAACAAGGAUAUCAUCCAACCCAUUUUGGCAAGGAUACGGGAACGUGAGAAGUGUAAUGCUAAGACUCUCAUUACCUGGGUGAAGGCCCACGCGAUAGACGAAGGCAAUAUCGCAGCAGAUGCACUGGCCAACCAGGGCAUGGACAAGUGGACCACUGAGCUUGCAUCAGGAGAGGUCUUUGAUAUGUCAGAGACCCUCAGGACGAAGUACAGAAACCCCAACGAUCCGAAAGACGAAUUCGACGAUGCGGAAGAGAUCGAAGGUUUGUUCCGUGAAAUGGCAGAAGAAAAUCCAAAUGGGUUUGAGGGCGAUCCUCUAGCUCAACAUGAUCCACAGCCCAACGAUUUCCCACAACAGGGAGUUGCAGCUGCUGCGCAGGAGAUCGAAGGUACAUGGCCUGAUGACCCACAACUCUCCUCGAAUGUGAACGGCGAGCAUAAAGAGCCGGAGUUGGGAGUCACGAAUUAG
Molecule: messenger RNA, 1242 nt
Organism: Alternaria burnsii
Lineage: Eukaryota; Fungi; Ascomycota; Dothideomycetes; Pleosporales; Pleosporaceae
Exons: 2
Coding region: 1-1242 (413 amino acids)
Biological process (GO): DNA replication, removal of RNA primer
Molecular function (GO): RNA-DNA hybrid ribonuclease activity; nucleic acid binding
Source: RefSeq, a predicted model, not a curated record